AUGUACUCCUAUGCCUGCCUGCAGCCCGGGGAGAGCAUCUGGCCUCGGCUGCAGUCCCUCACCUACACCUACCUGCCCGCUCCCCUGCUGCUGCCGCCCAUCCAGACCCACAACUUCUGCAGCCGGCCGGCCGGGCUGAGCGCGGCCCCGCGUGAAUUCCACUGCUUCUACGGUGCGACCCUGGCCUCCACGCCGCCCUGGUGGCUCUUCCCGCGGCCGGGUGCCGCGACCCUUGGCCCGUCAUUCCCCGCGGCCGGCGCGCCUGCACCAUCCCAGCCCGCGCCCGUCGCCGAGGGCUGGGGACAGUGGCCCGAGGGCGGCAGCCUGCAACUGCAGCUGCGCUGGGGACGCGUGGAGCGCACGCAGGGACCGCCCCUGCCGCUGCCAGACGCCGUGCGCCGCGAGCUGCGGCGCGUGUACGGCACCUACCCACGCACCGACGUGCGCGUCACCCGGCGCGGCAGCCAGUUCCUGCUGCAGGCCGCGCCGCGCGUGGGCGAGCCCGAGUACCAGGUGGCGAGGCGUGUAGUGCGCCGGCCGGCAGGCGGUGACGACGACGGGGACCGCGGGGACCGCGGGGACAGCCGGGCCGCUCCCGAGGCGGUGCAGCGUGGCCGCCCCAAGAAGAAGCAAGGUCUGCGCUGAGCGCUCCACCGCGCCUGCGCGCCUGCCGGCCCCGACUAUGGUUUCUAUUGAGUGAAACCCGCUCGACGGUGCGGGAAAGGAGAGAAGGUCUUGGGGUGAAAGCAGCACCUAGAUGCUUCUCCUCUCCGCCCUUAGCCGUCUGUGUGGGCCCCGCUUGCCCUCCUCUCGCCCUUGCACCACAAGACCCCACUGUGCGAGCCACAGCAGCCCCCAGCUUGGAAAGGGAAGUAAAUAAGUGGUAGAAGUCUAGUGUUCACUGCGAGGUAGUUUUUUGUUGGUUUGUUUUUUAAGACAGAGUUUCUUUGUGUAGUCUUGGCUGCCCUGGAACUCGCUCUGUAGACCAGGUUGGCCUCGAACUCACAGACACCCGCCUGCCUUACCGUCCGGCUCCUUUUAACUGUUCGGAAGUUGGCAUUUUGCCAGCCGCUCUGCGCGUCCGCUGACCCCGGGCUUCAGCAGCAUCUCCGCAGUGCACACUCGAUGAUCUUUUAGACUCAUCUGCCUGGACUCACUCUCCAGACCUAGGGUGGUUUUGAAGUGUGGGAGUAACUGGGAAAUGUCACUUGUGAGCUAGGUUUAGAGCUGG
Molecule: messenger RNA, 1231 nt
Organism: Chionomys nivalis (European snow vole)
Lineage: Eukaryota; Metazoa; Chordata; Mammalia; Rodentia; Cricetidae
Gene: C8H10orf95
Product: chromosome 8 C10orf95 homolog
Exons: 1
Coding region: 1-645 (214 amino acids)
Source: RefSeq, a predicted model, not a curated record